This is a messenger RNA of Sturnus vulgaris (Common starling), 1177 nucleotides long. The record is from RefSeq and is a predicted model, not a curated record. NCBI's taxonomy places the organism in Eukaryota, Metazoa, Chordata, Aves, Passeriformes, Sturnidae.
AUGAGAAAAGAGAAAAAGAGGCUGGAGAGCAGAGUAGAAAAGAGGGAUAAAGGAUUUUUGGACCCCGCCGUGAUUUCCCCCCAAGACCCCACCCUGCUGAUCGGCUCCUCGCUGGUCGCCACGUGCACGGUCAGCCCGGACUUUCCGCUGAAAGCCGAGGACCUGUACUGGACGCUGAACGGGCGGCGCCUCCCGGCCGCCUCCUACGCCGCCCUGGGCCCCUCCACGCUCAGCGUGGCCCUGGCUCGCCUCAACGGCUCCAGGCAGCAGUCGGGGGACAACCUGGUGUGUCACAGCAGAGACGGUGGCAUCUUGGCCGGCUCCUGCCUUUACGUUGGAUUACCCCCAGAAAAACCAGUCAACAUCACUUGCUGGUCCAAAAACAUGAAAGACCUGACCUGCAAGUGGGCGCCGGGGACAGAAGGGGAGACCUUCCUGCACACCAACUACACCCUCAAGUACAAGCGCAGGUGGUAUGGCCAGGACAACACCUGCCAGGAAUACCACACGGCCGGCACCUACUCCUGCCACAUCCCCAAGGACCUGGCUCUGUUCACGCCCUACGAGAUCUGGGUGGAGGCGUCCAACCGCCUGGGGGUGGCCGUGUCCGACGUGGUCAUGCUGGACAUCCUCGACGUGGUCACCACGGACCCGCCGUCGGACGUGCACGUCAGCAGGGUGGGCGACCUGGAGGACCAGCUGAGCGUGCGCUGGAGCUCCCCGCCGGCCCUCAAGGAUUUCCUCUUCCAAGCCAAGUACCAGAUCCAAUACCGGGUAGAGGACAGCUCCGAGUGGAAGGUGGUGGAUGACGUGGGCAACCAGACCUCCUGUCGCCUGGCCGGCCUCCGCCCCGGCACCGUCUACUUCGUCCAGGUGCGCUGUAAUCCCUUCAGCAUCUACGGCUCCAAGAAAGCCGGGAUCUGGAGUGACUGGAGUAACCCCACGGCCGCCUCCACCCCACGCAGCGAGCGAGUGGCGGGGGGCUGCGACCCCAAAGGUGGGGAGCAGAACACGACGCUGCGGCGGGAGCUGAAGCAGUUUUUCGGGUGGGUGAAGAAACACGCCUACGGCUGCUCCAACCUCGGCAUCAAACUCUACGACCAGUGGCGCGUGUGGCUGCAGAAAUCGCACAAAACACGCAACCAGGUUCUUCCCGGCGAUAAGUUGUAGCCCGCGG